AUGGGCUCAGAGCUGCAUUACGGUCUCCAGCGUGGCGCCCUCUGCGCCGUGGACACGAUCCAGCGCGCUGUCUUUCGGGAAAGAACGGGCAGUUGUUUACGCACGCCGUGGAUGAGGCAAAUCGUCUGGAGAUCAACUCAAGUUUCGUGUGUGCAUCCCCUUCUUCACUUGCUCUUGCCAGUCGACAAGACUAACGACUUGGCUAACCGCUCGACUGCGUUCGUCGCAAGUAUGGCCAAGUAG
Peronospora matthiolae is the source of this 243-nucleotide messenger RNA. Lineage: Eukaryota; Oomycota; Peronosporomycetes; Peronosporales; Peronosporaceae. The record is from the annotation of a GenBank genome assembly.